Molecule: messenger RNA, 1976 nt
Organism: Thalassophryne amazonica
Lineage: Eukaryota; Metazoa; Chordata; Actinopteri; Batrachoidiformes; Batrachoididae
Gene: snx27a
Product: sorting nexin 27a
Biological process (GO): signal transduction; intracellular protein transport
Cellular component (GO): early endosome
Molecular function (GO): phosphatidylinositol-3-phosphate binding; protein binding
Source: RefSeq, a predicted model, not a curated record
GGCGGAGCUGAGCGGGUUGAGAACCGUCGCGGGUUAUUUUCACUUUGCUCGGAGACACGGACUGGACGGGCGCUGGGGUGUAUGGAUAAGAUGGCGGAUGUAGGAGGCGAUGAAACUCGGUCGACUCUUCCUGCGGCGUGCCGUAACGGUCCGCUUGUCGUUUCGGCGACGGGUACCGCGACUACAGUAGCGUCGGGUCCGCGGGUCGUGAGGAUCGUGAAGUCGGAGUCGGGUUACGGUUUCAAUGUACGCGGUCAAGUUAGCGAAGGCGGUCAGCUUCGGAGUAUCAACGGGGAGCUGUACGCUCCUCUUCAGCACGUCAGCGCCGUUCUGCCCGGAGGAGCGGCUGAUCGAGCUGGUAUCGUAAAGGGUGACCGGAUCCUGGAGGUUAAUGGGGUGAGUGUGGAAGGGGCAACCCAUAAGCAGGUGGUGGACCUGAUCCGUGCCGGGGAGAAGGAACUGGUUCUGGCAGUGCUGUCUGUUCCGCCACAGGAGGCUGACGGAUUGGAAGGAGGAGAGGACGUUCAACCCAAUUAUGACUACAGUGACAAGCAGGCUGUUCCCAUCUCCAUUCCUACUUACAAACAUGUAGAGCAGCACUCUGAGAGGUUUGUGGUCUACAACGUGUAUAUGUCGGGCAGACAGCUGUGCUCAAAGCGAUACCGAGAGUUUGCCAUCCUGCACCAGAACCUAAAGAGGGAGUUUUCAAACUUUAAUUUUCCAAAAUUGCCUGGUAAAUGGCCGUUCUCCCUUUCUGAACAGCAGCUGGAUGCUCGGCGCCGAGGUCUGGAGGAAUACGUGGAAAGAGUGUGCUCCGUGCGGGUGAUUGGUGAAAGUGACAUAAUGCAAGAGUUUCUUUCUGAAUCAGAUGAGAACUAUAAUGGAGUGACAGAUGUAGAACUACGAAUAGCUCUGCCAGACAACACCAUCUCUGUCAGAGUUCGUAAGAACAGCACCACAGACCAGGUUACCAGGUCAGACCACAUGAUAAUGAAAAUUGGAAUGGACAGUGUUAUGGCGAGCUACUUUGCCCUUUUUGAGGUCAUCAACCACACGUUUGUUCGGAAGCUGGCUCCGAAUGAGUUUCCCCACAAGCUUUAUGUGCAGAACUACACAUCAGUGGUGCCGGGGACUUGUUUGGCGCUCCGCAAAUGGUUAUUCAGCUUGCAGGAGGAGGAGCUGCUCAGAGACAACCCACUGGCACUACACUACUGUUUUCAUCAGGCAAUGGACGAUGUGAAGAAGGGAUUCAUAACAACAGAGGACAAAUCCUACCAGCUGCAAAAACUGGCAGAGCAGCGAAAGAUGGCUACGUACCUGAGCUUGUUGCGGUCAUGUGAGGGCUAUAAUGAGGUGGCGUUCCCCCACUGCUCCUGUGACUCUAGAAGGAAAGGUCAUGUCAUCACAGCUAUUGGCAUCAAUCAUUUCAAGCUGCAUGCUUGCACUGAGGAUGGUGCGCUGGAGAACCAGGUAAUCACUGUUGAGUGGGGGGAGAUGCAGCGCUGGGACACUGAUGAGGAGGGGAUGGCCUUCUGCUUCGAAUAUGCCAGAGGAGAGAAAAAACCUCGCUGGGUCAAGAUAUUCACUCCAUAUUUUAACUACAUGCACGAGUGCUUUGAGCGAGUCUUUUGUGAGCUGAAGUGGAGGAAACAGGUUGAGGAAGAGGCAUCCGAUAAAGAUAACAAAAAUUGCAGCAACAAUGAGUAUCUGCCUCCUCUGGAGACACAGCAGAAGGGAUGGCGCCACCUAGGGGGGGAGAUUGCAACAUCCUAAAAUCAUCAGUCAUCUGAACUAUAAAUUGGUCCACUCAUAUCAUCAGAGCCACCCCAGAGAGCGCCCAUCGACAAACACAGAACCGAGUGUCAGAUUGAGGCGAUCCACGCCAGGAAACGCGCUGGAAGUGUCUAAUUUGGGAACCUGGAGUGGGAAGAAAAAAAAAAUCCCAUUAGCCAAUCCCGGGAGCACACUGCAAAAAG